Messenger RNA from Dioszegia hungarica, 2760 nucleotides. RefSeq names its product Myotubularin-like phosphatase domain-containing protein. Lineage: Eukaryota; Fungi; Basidiomycota; Tremellomycetes; Tremellales; Bulleribasidiaceae. The record is from RefSeq and is a predicted model, not a curated record. The transcript has 5 exons. Gene Ontology annotation, biological process: dephosphorylation. Gene Ontology annotation, molecular function: phosphatase activity. The coding region runs from base 1 to 2760 and encodes 919 amino acids.
AUGGACAACCUCCGAGUCGCCAAAGUCGACAAUGUAACGCUCGACCGGCUCCUCCCACCUUCAUCUCCCUCCUCCUCGUCCUCCCCAAUCCCUACAUCCCUCCGACAAAGCGGAACGCUCCACCUGACACCACAUCACCUCAUCUUCUCGCCUUCAUCUUCGGCCGAAGGCGAUACAGGCGAAAUAUGGAUAUCUUAUCCGGCCAUCACGCUCCUCACUCGCUUGCCACAAACGUUCGGCGGGAAGUAUCCGUUGCAGAUCCGGACGAGGGGGUUUGAUAGCUACGUGCUGACGUUUGAGAGGGCGAUGGAGGGCGGGGCGGAAGAUGUGUGGUUGAGCGUCAAGGAUUGUGCUGUCGCGAUAUCGGUGGAGCAGCUCUAUGCUUUCUUCUAUACCCUACCCACACCCGCGGUCUCUUCAGGCAGCACCAUAUCCACCUCCUCACACACAUCUCCGCUUGAUGUCGGCGGAAUACCGCACCCGCCCUCAGCCUCCUCUUCGUCAGGCUGGUCCACCUUCAGCCCCCGUCUCGAAUUCGCGCGACAAGGUGUCGGAUCCCGCACAAAAGCCUGGCGGUUUACAGACAUCAACAAGGAUUACAGCUUUUCGCCUACGUAUCCUGCCAAGAUGGUCGUCCCUAGUCGGAUUAGUGACUCGACCUUGUCGUAUGCUGGAAAGUAUAGGAGUAAGGGCAGAAUACCGGCUCUGACUUAUCUACACUGGGCGAAUCAGGCUUCCAUGACGCGCUCAUCCCAGCCUAUGGUGGGACUGAAGAACGCUCGGUCGGCGCAAGAUGAACGCCUCGUCGAGUGCAUCUUCUCCUCCCACCAAUUCCUCGAUACAGCCUACACUGCAUCCUCUUCCACCCCUACCCCUAAUCCUCUCACUUCCUCGACUUCCACCCCAGUCUACGGCGCCACCUCCACCAACCUUAUCGUCGACGCCCGUCCAACCGCCAAUGCUAUGGCCAACGUGGCCAUCGGGGCCGGCACGGAAAACAUGGAGAACUACAAAUCCGCCAAGAAGGCGUACCUCGGGAUCGACAAUAUCCACGUCAUGCGCAACUCGCUCAAAGUCAUCAGUGAAGCACUGCGCGACGCCGAGGCGCCGUCUAUCGGUAGUAGCACCCAAUCCGGCGCUCCGCCCCUCGACCGGUCGUUGCUCCGGAAAAGCAAUUGGCUCAAGCACGUCUCGGCGAUCUUGGAGGGUUCACUCCUGAUCAUCCGGAAUAUCCACCUGAACGCGUCGCACGUCCUCGUCCACUGCUCGGACGGGUGGGAUCGGACCGCCCAACUGUGUGCCGUAGCCCAGAUCUGCCUGGAUCCGUACUAUCGGACCCUGGACGGAUUCAAGGUGUUAGUAGAGAAGGACUGGCUGGCGUUCGGACACAAAUUUCUCGAUCGAUCAGGACACCUCUCGUCGGAAAAGCUGUUUACGGUCACGGAUGCGCCGGACGAGGACUCGGAUGAGGAGGGCGGUGGAGGCGGGGUAGGAGCGCAGAAGGUCGCUCAGGCCUUCUUUGCGUCGGUGCAAAACCAGUUCAAAAAGGGCGAUACGCACCUCAAGGAGGUAUCACCCGUUUUUCACCAAUUCCUCGAUUGUGUCCGCCAAAUCCAGCGACAGUUUCCGGACCGGUUCGAGUACAACGAGCAAUACCUCCUCGAUAUUUAUACGGACCUCUACUCGUGCAAAUUCGGUACAUUCCUAUUCAAUAAUGAGCGGGAGAGGCGGGUCGCGCCGGAUGCGAGUCAGGCGGGGUCGUUGCCUUAUGUCGAACGUACUGUCUCGGCCUGGGAAUGGUAUGACCGACCCGAAGUGCGGAGGGGGUAUAUCAACUCCACGUACGAUGCGAGUCUGGACGAUCCCAAGAAUCGGGGAGAAGGGGCGGAUCAGGGGGUGCUCAUGUUUGAUCCGAGGGACGUGAGGUGGUGGUUCCGUCUCUUUAGGCGGGGGGAUGAAGAGAUGAAUGGCCCGUCCCCGUCUUUUCAGGCUCAGGCUCAAGGACAGCCGCAAACGUCGGGUGUGGGGGUGGGGGCGGAUAUGGUGUUUGUGAACCCGGGACAGGUGGAUCCUGUUUCGGCACAAGGGGUAGCGGAGGGACUAGCAGGACGGGGAGAAGGGUUCGUCACCGGUCCUGGCGUGCAGGGGAGUAGAGGACCCUCUCCUGUUCCUGGACGCAAGGCGGUGAAUCCUGCUCUGAACGGAGUGAGCGGGAAAGGGACGUAUCGCGGCAUCGAAUCGACUUCGUCUGCCUUCUCGCUUCAGACCGCUGGACACCCCACUCCGAAUCCCGAUCUAUCGUCCUCGUCUCAGUUCCCGUCAGCCGGUGGGUGGGGAUGGAACCAGUUCUCGUCUGGCGCAUACUCGGCGCUCUCGCGUGGUGCACGGGAGAUAAGGACGAUAGGUGAGGGGGCGUAUAAUCAGAUUAGGGCGGAAGUGGGGGAGACGCAGGAGACUGGGGGAGCGGGGACGGGGAUAGGGGAGGGACGACCGGGAGGUGCGGCGGCGCCAGCAGGGAGAGGGGUGAGGAUGCCGAGUGAGGCGAAUCCUUGGUCUUUGCCUUCUUCUGCUGGCGGGGGCGGGACGGGCGCUGGACCCUCCUCCUCCGCACUUCAGGGAGACAUGCCUAUCCAGCCUGCGCCAGGCGGUGAACCUAAGCUGCCUGCGGGAAAGCAGGCGUCAGCGGAACAGAGCGAGAGGGAGUUGGAAGCUGCGAUGGGAGGGGAUAGUAGGGCGUGGGACCCGCUUGGAGCUGCUUGA